AUGUCGGGUUUGGGGCCCAAGAGACUGGGCAAGGAGCUCACAAAGAUCCAGAACAGCCUGCCGCCUGGCAUCACACUUGUCUCGGCCGACAAUCUGGAGGAAUGGUUCCUUGAUAUUCAAGUGCUCGACCAGAACCCGCUCUACGCCGGUCAGACAUACAGAUUAAAAUUCAAGUUCAGCAAGUCCUACCCGAUCGAGCCGCCCGAAGUCACGUUUACGAAGACGGACAACCGACCCAUACCCAUGCACCCUCAUAUCUAUUCGAACGGGAUCAUCUGCCUAGACCUGCUGGGCUCCCAGGGAUGGAGUCCGGUGCAGAACGUGGAGAGCGUCUGCAUGAGCAUCCAGAGCAUGCUGACGGGGAACACAAAGGACGAGCGGCCGCCCGGCGACGAGGAGUUUGUCAGGGGGAACCGCCUGCGCCCGAGAGACAUCGAUUUCUACUACCACGAUAAUACUGUCUAG
Messenger RNA from Neoarthrinium moseri, 465 nucleotides. RefSeq lists its product as uncharacterized. NCBI's taxonomy places the organism in Eukaryota, Fungi, Ascomycota, Sordariomycetes, Amphisphaeriales, Apiosporaceae. Gene Ontology annotation, molecular function: ubiquitin conjugating enzyme activity. The transcript has 2 exons. Gene Ontology annotation, biological process: proteasome-mediated ubiquitin-dependent protein catabolic process; protein polyubiquitination. The record is from RefSeq and is a predicted model, not a curated record. Bases 1 to 465 code for a protein of 154 amino acids. Gene Ontology annotation, cellular component: nucleus.